UCGUGCUCUGUGAGCGGACUGAGUACCAUUAAAUGUUGUAUAGAUCUACUCUUAAAUCUACUGCAGGAAGUGGCAUUUAACGCUUUACAGUUAGUGGGUAUUCCUUUAAAUAAUUAAAACACCCUGUUAGGAGAAAAUAUAUAUAGACGAGGGGUAUUUAUUAUGCAGUGGAUAUUUCCUUCAUUUAAAUAAUCGUUGACAUUUCCGAGAAGAGACGAUACUUUAGGACCUGCACCGUCCUACAGAGACAGAAGAGAAAAACAUUUACCGACAGUCUUCGGUCAAGUGAAAGUAGGACAUAUCACUGACAGUUUACUUCCAGUCUGAGACGAAGGCCAGUCCAUAAUGAAAAGUGUCAAGGUUGUAGUGGUGGGAGCUGGUGUGAUCGGAUUCUCCACUGCUGUCUGCAUCGCUGAGGCUCUUCCUUUUUGCUCCGUUACUCUUCUGGCUGAGAAGUUCAGCCCGGAUACAACCAGUGAUGGAGCCGCUGGGCUCCUGUUUGCCGCAAAGUUUCCAGAUAUUCCCUUGGAAAGACAAAGACGCUGGUUUAAGGACAGCUUUGAUCACCUGUUGGCCAUUGCUCAAUCACAACACUCACCGGAGGCUGGAGUAAUGCUGAGCUCUGGCUGGCAAAUCUUCAAAGAGGAGCCCGCAGAUAAGAAGCCCUUCUGGUCAGACUUUGUGAUCGGCUUUCGACCCAUGACUGACCGCGAGCUGAAUCAGUUCCCAGAUCGCAAGUUUGGCCAGGCCUUCACCACCAUAAAGUGUGAAUGCUCGAGCUACCUGCUGUGGCUCGAGAAGAGAUUUAGAAAAGCUGGAGGCCAAGUCCAACAAAGGAAACUCAACAGCCUUCAGGAAUUAAGCAACAGCUAUGACAUCAUCGUCAACUGCUCUGGUUUGGGCUCCAAACUGCUGGUGGGAGACACCCAGGUAUACCCAGUCAGAGGGCAAGUCCUCAAGGUGGAGGCACCGUGGCUGCAGCACUUCAUCAGAGAUGGAGACGGAAUGACCUACAUCUACCCCGGCAUACACAGCGUCACUGUAGGCGGCACAAGGCAGGAGGGGGACUGGCGACUACAGGUGGACGAAGGAGACACAAAGAGCAUCCUGGAGCGCUGCAGCAGGCUGGUGCCGUCACUCAGCAAAGCCAAGGUUCUCAGCGCGUGGGUCGGUCUGAGGCCGAGCAGGAGGAAUCCAAGGGUGGAGAGGGAGCUGGUGCAGCUGCAGGGCCACCGAGUGCCUGUGGUCCAUAACUAUGGCCACGGGGCUUGGGGAGUUACGCUCGCCUGGGGUACUGCUCUGGACGCGCUGGGGCUGGUCAAACAGUGCCUGCAUGAAAUGCCUCUACAAGCUAAACUGUGAACAAAUUCUGCCACUAAAUUCAGUGCUGAUAACACUCGUCUUUAAAUAAUAAGAGAGAGACAAUUGCAGGGAGAUGGGAAUCACUGAUAUACAACAUAUCAACUACUGAAAAGUUACUAAAUGCAUUAAUGUAGGGAUUUCUUGUAGCUUUCCAUUUGUGUAUAUAGAAACAAUUAUUUUAAUUUCAUUAUUAAUUUAAUUCUAAUUUAAUUUACUGCUAACAGUGGUGAACAAUUCUAUGGAUGGCUUUAUCAUAAAAACAGAUUUCUUUUAAAGAUUAUACAAUGCAGUGCCAGUAACAGUUGCCUUUGAGUGCAGAGAUCUACUGUCAGAAAGAUAAGCUUCAUUCAGAGAAAUAAGAAUUUAUUUAUGUGAGAGUAGAAGGGUGAUUAACAGUCUUGUUAGCAUUUUUACAAUUUAUAUUAUCAAAGAAAACUUCACUGAUUAAAUUAAUUAAAUGAAAAAUACUGUACAUAAAUAACUGAUAUGAAACAAACAAAAAACAAAUGCAUAUCCGUGGGAACAUUGUUCAACUGCUAAACUUUCUGUCAACAGUUUACAUAAAAUGGGGUUAACAAAAUAUGAAAUUUGUACCUGUGCAUCACAAAAUGCUGAUUGUUUACACUGACUGCAGGUAGAUUGAAUUAAAAAAAAUCUCUUUAAUGCCAA
This is a messenger RNA of Seriola aureovittata, 2031 nucleotides long. It is a transcript of the gene ddo, whose product is annotated as D-aspartate oxidase. NCBI's taxonomy places the organism in Eukaryota, Metazoa, Chordata, Actinopteri, Carangiformes, Carangidae. The transcript has 5 exons. The record is from RefSeq and is a predicted model, not a curated record. Gene Ontology annotation, molecular function: D-amino-acid oxidase activity; FAD binding. Bases 346 to 1362 code for a protein of 338 amino acids.